This is a messenger RNA of Cololabis saira (Pacific saury), 4616 nucleotides long. It is a transcript of the gene crb1, whose product is annotated as crumbs cell polarity complex component 1. Gene Ontology annotation, biological process: heterophilic cell-cell adhesion; establishment or maintenance of epithelial cell apical/basal polarity. Gene Ontology annotation, molecular function: calcium ion binding. NCBI's taxonomy places the organism in Eukaryota, Metazoa, Chordata, Actinopteri, Beloniformes, Belonidae. Bases 66 to 4028 code for a protein of 1320 amino acids. The record is from RefSeq and is a predicted model, not a curated record. The transcript has 14 exons. Gene Ontology annotation, cellular component: protein-containing complex; plasma membrane.
AGGACAGACGCUCCUCCUGCGAUCAGACUCGAGCUCAACCAACAGGAUGCUUCGCUGUCGUGAUUAUGGAUUUACUUUCUUAUUGUCAUCUCAUUUCUGUCUACACAGUUCUGGCUUCCUCGCUGCUUGUGAAACAUGGUGCACUCCCUGCUAAGCUACCUCUAACUGUGGACCGGUGCUCUCCAAACCCGUGCCAAAACCAGGCGAUAUGCAGAAUCCGUGAGGACGGCUACUCCUGCUUCUGUGUGCCGGGUUUCCAGGGGGCUCAGUGUCAGAUUGAUGUGAACGAGUGUGCUUCCCAACCCUGCAAGAACUCGGGUACCUGUGUGGACGGCGUGGGCAGAUUCUCCUGUCUGUGUCCUCCUGGAUUCACCGGAAUCACUUGUGGGAUCCAGAUUGAUGAGUGUCAAUCACUGCCAUGUCGCCAUGGUAGCAGUUGCCAUAGCUAUUCAGGGGGCUUCACUUGCACCUGCCUCCCUGGUUUCCAAGGACACCAGUGUGAGAUAAACAUUGAUGAGUGCCAAGAGGAGCCGUGCCAAAAUGGGGCUCUGUGUAUAGACGGGGUGAAUGGGUACAGCUGUGACUGCUCACACACAGCCUUCACUGGCCGACACUGUGAAACACCGCUACCACCGUGUUACUCCCAACCCUGCUUUAACAGUGCCAUCUGUAAGGACGACCAGGGGAACUACACCUGCCAGUGCUGGCCUGGGUUUGCGGGGCGUCACUGCGAGCUGGACAUCAGCGAGUGCAGCAGCAGUCCCUGCAUGCACGGUGGCAGGUGCAUUGAGAAGUCCUGGCAGGCCUUGUAUGGCAGUGAACCUCUGCUGCCUAAAGUGUAUGACCAGCAACAGGCGGCAGGAUUCAUCUGCAGCUGCCCUCAAGGAACUACAGGUUCCUUCUGCCAGGAGGUGAUAAACCACUGCGAGCCCGAUCCCUGCCAGAAUGAGGGCAGAUGUGAGAACCACGCUGGCGGCUACAUUUGCAGCUGCCUCGAACGGAGCGAUGACGGCAUCCUCUACGGAGGUGUGAACUGUCAUGUGAAGCUGGUCGGCUGCGAGGGCCACGAAUGCCAGAACCGAGGCUCCUGCUCCCCUUUCCUGUUGGACGGCACUCACGGAUACACGUGCGCUUGCGCGUCGGGGUACACCGGACCGCUCUGCGAGACCCCGACCACGUUUUCCUUCGAGCGAAGGGGUUACCUGCUCCUGCACAGUCCCCUGGUGGAAGCCGACGUGACCUGCAACGUCACCUUGACCUUCAAGACUGUUCUCCCCGCAGCGCUGCUGUUCCAGCGGAGCACCGGGGGGCUGCUGCUUAGCCUGGAGCUGCAGGGAGGACGGCUCCAGCUCAGCCUGAGGACGGAGGAUGGAAACUCAAGCCAAGUCCUGGAUCUCCCACACAACGUCACAGAUGGAGAGUGGCAUUCUGUCGAGGCCGUGCUUGCAAACUGGGUACUGAGCCUUAAACUACUGAACGAUGCCGGGAGCUGCGCGAGCCAGUCGUGCCACAAUGUGGCCCCGGUCCAAAGCACGCUGGUCGGGCUCGUUUCAUCUCCUCAGAACACUUUUAUUGGGGGAGUAAUUCAGGACCCAAGUGACCCCAGUGAGUACCCUGCACCUCCUGCAUUCAUCGGAUGCAUGCGGGAUGUCUUUGUGGACUGGCAGCUUGUCGUUCCUGAAGCGUGGCUGAGCGACUCUGCUGUUAAUGUGUCUCCCGGCUGCAGCCACAGGGACCGCUGCACGGACGGACCGUGCCAAAACAGAGGAAGUUGUGUAAACCUUUGGCAGAGCUACCGUUGCCAGUGUCCAAGGCCUUACGAGGGGCACGACUGCGAGGAGGAGCACGUGACGGCUCGCUUUGGGGACGAGGACUCCCACAGUUACGCAGCCUUCAGCAUCACUGAGGACCUGGGUCAGAACCUCUCCAUCUCCCUCUUCCUGCGCACACGGAGACAGGGCGGCCUCCUCCUGGUCCUGGCCAGCGGCAGCGGGCCGUACCUGCACCUGCGGCUGGAGGACGGCCGGGUGGCGGCUCAGCUGGACUCCUCCGAGAGCCUGAGGGCGGACAGAGCCGUCAACGACGGAGAAGUCCACUUCGUGAGCGUAGAGGUGGCGGACGGUCAGAUGAGCCUGCACGUGGCGGGUCAGAAGCAGGGUGAUGUGGAGGUUAGGACGGUGGAGGCCCAAGCGGGCGACACCGUGUAUGUGGGGGGUCUGCUGGAGGAGGAAAGCACCUCAGAGUUUGGGGGAUAUUUCAAGGGCUGCAUCCAGGACCUGAGGGUCAGCGACAGGAGGCUGCAGUUCUUUGGGCUGGACACUUCAGUGAGGUCGUAUCCUCUUGAGCUCAUGGAGAAUGUGACCGCCGGCUGCUCUGGAGACAACACUUGCAGCAGGAAUCCGUGUCUAAAUGGGGGGAUGUGCUUCUCCAAAUGGGACGACUUCACCUGCUCCUGCCCCCCCAGCACUGGGGGACGGCGCUGCGAGCAGGUGAAGUGGUGCGAGCUGUCGCCUUGCCCCGCGGACGCAGAGUGCAGGAUGCUGCAGCAGGGAUACGAGUGUUAUUCCAACGCCACCUUCCUGAACGACAGCACCGUGCUGUCCUACCAGGGAAACGGCCACAUCUCCCGCAACCUGUCCAGCCUCUCCCUGACUCUGCGGACCAGGAAGCGCAACGCGGCCGUGCUGCACGCGGAGAAGGACACGUCCUUCCUCACGGUCUCCGUGCAGGACGGCCUGCUCUUCAUGGAGCUGCAGAGCAGCUCGGCCGAGGACGGAGACGUGGGCGACGGCCCGGAGGGAGGGGAAGGCGUGUCGGUGGUCAGCCUCAGCAGCAAGGGCAGCGUCAACGACGGCGAGUGGCACAGCGUCCACCUGUUCAUGACGGCGCCCUGGGCCCCGGCCUCACCCUGGACGCUGUUGCUGGACGACGACGUAGACGAUGCCGCCAUCUCCAGGAGAGAAGGGGGAAACCUGAACUUCCUCCGGCGGGACGUGAACAUCUUCCUGGGGGGCCUGGCCCCCGACGCCGGCUGGUCCCUGGCCGGGUGUCUGGGCACCGUGGAGCUGGGCGGCAUCGCCCUGCCGUACGUCGGCCCCUCCGAGGUGAACCUGCCGCGGCUGCAGGAGGAGCAGUUCGUGCAGACGUCCCCGGAGCCGCCGCUGCUGGGCUGCAGCGGGGCCUCGGUGUGCGAGCCCAACCCGUGCCUGAACGCGGGCGAGUGCCAGGACCUGUUCAACACCUACAACUGCAGCUGCGCCGAGGGCUGGGCCGGCCGGCGCUGCGGCGUCCUCACCGACACCUGCGCCUCCAGCCCCUGCGUGCACGGCAACUGCAGCGUCCACGGCCUCACCUACGAGUGCAGCUGCGAGUCCGGAUACACGGGCGCGGACUGCGAGGAGGAGGUGGACAUGUGCGACAGACACCUGUGCGCCAACGGAGGCACCUGUCUGCAGGGCCCGGACAGGUACGCCUGCCUCUGCCCCGAGAACUACACCGGACCCUUCUGCAACGAACGCAUUGAAGAAGUUCCAUGGUACAUCGCUGUACACAAAAAUGCACGACCCAAGCUGCCCGUUUCUGUGUGCGGCGACGACACCAGAAACUACACCUGCUUCAACGGAGGCAACUGCACUGACCGGGACCUGACCUGCGACUGUCGGCCGGGCUUCACCGGCCACCGGUGCGAGCAGGAGCUGGACGAGUGCAGGUCCAACCCCUGUCUGAACGGAGGCUACUGCCGCAACCUCAUCAACAAGUUCCACUGCGUGUGCGACAUGAGCUACGCUGGAGAAACGUGCCAGACGGACCUGACCGAGGAGGGCCUGACCUCCGACUACUGGCUGUCCGUGGGUCUGGGGUCCGUGGUCCUGCUGCUGCUCCUGGUCCUGGCCGCCGCCGGCCUGGUGCUGGCGCUGGGCCGGCGCGCCACGCACGGCACCUACAGCCCCAGCCGGCAGGAGAAGGACGGCUCGCGGGUGGAGAUGUGGAGCAUCACGCAGCCGCCGCCCAUGGAGAGGCUGAUAUGAGCUCUGGACCUGCUCUGUGAGGCUCCUACACAUCUGGAAGAGAUCUGGUGACGCCAUGAACAGCUGUGCAGGUGAGAGCUUCACCUAGCUGAAACACGGCGCAGGUGAAGCCGGUUACCUGGGUGUUGGUGCUGGAAGAAAACACCAACUCUGGCUGGAUCAAAGUGAAAACCACGCAGGGUCACAGUCACCACGGGCAUCUUAUACAAACUUCCAUGCAAGACAGUUGGUUUAAUCAAGUUUGCAUCCAGAUGGCAGAAUAUAGAUUUAAAUUCAGGAAAUGUUCAUUUGUGUGUAUUUAUUUCAGGAAAAAAGCCCAUCUGACUGUGUACUGAACAUCACUGUGCCAAACGCUGCUGCCAGAAUUGAUUUAUUGUCUUUUUCGGUGAAUGUCUUGGCUGUUUUUCCUGCGCUGGCUCCUGACUGACAAUAACGUCCUUCAGCAGGCACAUUUCAGGAUCAGCUGCUAGACGGGGAUUUGAUAGAAGAAUAAACUCUUUAUGCUCUGCAUUUUUUUAAAGUUUUUGUGUGUAAAUACUGCUUUGACUUUUCUUUUUCUCAGCUUUUUUAUUUCCUUAAAUCUUGAAU